This is a messenger RNA of Aspergillus luchuensis, 939 nucleotides long. RefSeq names its product enoyl-CoA hydratase/isomerase family protein. The record is from RefSeq and is a predicted model, not a curated record. Bases 1 to 939 code for a protein of 312 amino acids. Lineage: Eukaryota; Fungi; Ascomycota; Eurotiomycetes; Eurotiales; Aspergillaceae. The transcript has 4 exons.
AUGUCCAUCACCCUCCCCCCAUCCUACGAAUCCCACCCAACAACCCACAUCAAACUCUCCCACCACCCACCCAACACCCCCUCCCCGACCCCCGUCAUCAUCAUCACCCUCAACCGGCCCGACAAACGCAAUGCCUUCACCUCCACCAUGGCCCAAGAGCUCGAAUGGGCCUUCACAACCCUGGACCGCGAUCCCCGCGUGAAAGUAAUCAUCCUGACCGGCAGCGGAGAUACAUUCUGCGCUGGAGCAGAUCUCGAAAUUGGAUUUAGUGUAGGCGAGAAGGGGAAGGAGAAGUUGAACUUGCGUGAUUAUCGCGAUAGCGGCGGCCGCGUCGCCCUCUCCAUCCACCGAUGCCGCAAGCCCACCAUCGCCGCGAUGCAAGGCUCCGCCGUAGGAGUCGGUAUGACCAUGACUCUUCCUGCUGCUAUUCGAAUCGCCCACACCCCCAGCAAAUACGGCUUCGUCUUCGCCCGCCGCGGCAUCACCAUGGAAUCCUGCUCCAGCUACCUCCUCCCCCGACUAAUCGGGUACUCGCGCGCCAUGUACCUCGUCUCCACGGGUGCAGUGUACCCGCCCACGUCACCGCACUUCGGGGGUCUCUUUGCCGAGACAUUUCCCACCAAGGAAGGGGUUAUGAAGCGGGCGGUGGAGUUGGCGAGUGAGAUGGCUCAGCUGGUGAGUCCGAUGGCUGGGGCGUUGAAUCGGGCGUUGAUGUGGAGGGCGCCGGCGAGUGUCGAGGAGGCGCAUUUGCUGGAGUCGAGGGUUUUGGGUCAUAUGUUUGCUUCUGAGGAUCAGAAGGAGGGUGUUGGGGCGUUCUUUGAGAAGAGGAAGCCCGAGUUCAAGUGUGAUUUGGAUGUGGAUGGGCCGGGGAAUUAUCCUUGGUGGGCGGAGGUGGAUAUUGAUCCGAGGGGGGAGGUUGAGAAUAAGUCAAAGCUGUAA